This is a messenger RNA of Mangifera indica (mango), 1168 nucleotides long. RefSeq lists its product as uncharacterized. The coding region runs from base 123 to 860 and encodes 245 amino acids. The record is from RefSeq and is a predicted model, not a curated record. The transcript has 5 exons. Gene Ontology annotation, biological process: peptidyl-proline hydroxylation to 4-hydroxy-L-proline. Gene Ontology annotation, molecular function: procollagen-proline 4-dioxygenase activity; iron ion binding; L-ascorbic acid binding. NCBI's taxonomy places the organism in Eukaryota, Viridiplantae, Streptophyta, Magnoliopsida, Sapindales, Anacardiaceae. Gene Ontology annotation, cellular component: endoplasmic reticulum.
AAUCUAAACAAAAAAUGAGUUUCACUAUAUUUAGAUUCGAUUGGGUUCGAAUCCAGCCAUGAUCUAAAUAAGUAUGGGUGAGAACAUAUUUGGUAACAAAAAGGAAAAGAGUUGUAAGUUGGAUGGCAGAUCCAGGAACGGGGACGAAGAGGAGAAAAAUGGGAGAAAGAAAAGAGGCAAAAAAUACCAAGAAAUCAGCAGCAACAAAAUGGCCUAAUAUCAAACCCAAACAAAACCUUCAAAUUACUCGUCUCAAAGACACAGAUCUCUUCACUGUGAAAAAUUUCUUCACAUCUGCUGAAUCAAAGGCUUUUAUUAAAGCUUCUGAAUCAAUGGGUUUUGCUCAUCAAGGAAGUCUUGGUCCAUUAAAAGGUGAAGCUUAUAGAGAUAAUGAUCGAAUAUCUGUGAAUGAUCCUGUUCUUGCGGAUACAAUAUGGGAGUCUGGAAUUAGCAAGUUAUUUACUGAUAUUAAAAUCCGGGGGAAGAUUGCUGUUGGCUUGAAUCCAAAUAUAAGAUUCUACAGGUACAAGGUAGGUCAACGUUUUGGAAAGCAUAUUGAUGAAAGUGUCAGUCUUGGAGAUGGAAAGCGCACACAUUAUACUUUGCUAAUAUAUUUGAGUGGUGGUGUUAAAGCCAAGGCUAAAACUGAUCCCAGUGACCCCAAUGAUUCUUCCUUGGAGCCUUUAGUUGGAGGAGAGACUGUCUUCUAUGGUUCAAGGAAUAAUCUUGUGGCUGAGGUGGCUCCUACUGAAGGAAUGGCUCUCUUACACAUUCAUGGUGACAAGUGUAUGUUGCAUGAAGCCCAAAAUGUGAGUAAGGGUGUUAAGUAUGUGUUUCGUUCAGAUGUAGUUUUUGCUUGAAGACCUGUUGUUACUAAAUCAAGCAGGCCUGGCAUUCGAUUAUGUUCAACUGUAAUGCGAAAUGGUGCUGCUCAGGGUAAUUCCAGUUUGGCAAUGUUGAACUUGGGCAACUCAACAAGAAGAUGCCAACCAAUUAUAAAAUCCCAUGUCGAAUUGGUACCGAACAAAGACUUGAUUGUUCAUGCAGAUGCUUUGUUGCCCAACAACAGUAAUUAUUCAACAUACUGUGUCACAGUGCUGUGUUGUGCUCAAAUGUGCAAAUAGAACUUCACCAUAUUUUUUUAUGCAAAGGGCUAUUUUUCACCCAA